Molecule: messenger RNA, 678 nt
Organism: Neurospora crassa OR74A
Lineage: Eukaryota; Fungi; Ascomycota; Sordariomycetes; Sordariales; Sordariaceae
Exons: 2
Coding region: 1-678 (225 amino acids)
Source: RefSeq, a predicted model, not a curated record
AUGUCUGACAACAGUGUCAUCGGCUGCAUUCCCAUGCGUAACGGCAACGAGGAGCCCUGCGUUAUCAUGAACACCGAGGAGCCUUGCGUUAUUAUGCGUACCGAGAAGAAGGGCCGCAAGGUCAACAUGAUGCUGAUGGCCGCUGCCAUCUCUGCCCUCAGCGCUACCGGUGCCAACGCUCAGAUGGGUUAUGGCAGCGCGGGUGCCGUAGCUGCUUCCAGCUCUAGCGCCUCGGCUUGCAUUCCCAUCACUAUCACUGUCACGCCUUCGGUCAGCGCCGCUGCCGAUCAGACCACUGGCGAAGUCGAUGGUGUUCAGGGCAGCACCUCCACUAGCGAGCCCAUGACUUACAUCACCAAGACUGCCGUUGCCACUUUGACCCAUACCACUACCUUCGUGAAGGCUACCCAGCCUGCCGGAAACCUGACGACCACUGCCACUCAGUACAAUGGCACCGCCACUAAGACAGCCAUCGCCAUGACCGGCACCGGCACUGGUGUUUCUUCUUGGGCCACCGGACCCUACCACUCUGCGGCUAAUGGUACUUAUGCCUCUCCGACCGCCACUGCUGACCAUCCCCAGCACGCCGGCGCUGCGACCUCUUCCAGCGUCAGCUACACUCAUCUUGCGGUGGCUCUAAUUGCCUCUGCCGCCCUGGGUGCUGUCUUCGGCGCCUAA